AUAAAAUGGGAAGCUUGCCAAACUUGAGCGAUCUUUCAACGGAAAAGCUUGAACGACGGCUAGAGGAGCGAGAACGCAUCCUAGCUCGAGAACGAAUCAUUCAGCGUGAUUUUGGCCGUGAAAAGGAAUCGAUACGAACACUCGAACGACCCGUCUUUAUCCACAAGCAACAGAUUGCUGCAGCAAAAAGUAUUUUUCAACAAAAAUGUCCUCCAGGCUCGAGGAAGGUUAUGAGAACACGAAGCUCUGGUCAAGCGCAUCACAUAUGGGACGACCCAAUAAUUGAUCAAUACCUAACCAACUAUUCGCCGGCCUCUAACCGUAGUCAUCGCAUCUCGGUUGGUCCAACCUUUACCGCAGCCUAUCAGUUUCAGUCCUCAUCACUAGGGAACAGACAUCGGCGCGAUUCGGUCAACAGUUCCAUCGGGGCAACAUCCGUGCGUAAGCUGCUGACGGUACAGAACCGCAGUUACGGCUGUCGGCACAAGAUCCCAUCACACGUACGCUCGAAGAUGAUGAAGAAUUUCAUCCUGGUGGCUGUGGCCCACGGUUUCAUGUGUACCGCACUGGUACCGCUCAUAGUACUGCAGGGCUCCAAUUCGACCUGGUUCCAGCAGGAAUCCUGGCUUGCAGCCGGACCGGACGUUGGUUCGGGAUUGCUAAGCUUGUGCUGUGCCGUAACGGCCGGUAUGAGCUUAAUGACGACCAAGCUGGUACAACGCUUUGGGUACUCGAUCGUACUAGCGGCUAGCUAUGCUGCCGUCUGUUUAUUUCUAGCUGCUCACAUCUAUCCCGUACUACUUUUGCUGGUUCCCGGAUACCUGCUGCUUGGCCUAUUUCUCGGACCUUCCGUCAUCUGCAAACAAGCGCUGCUAGUGUCGAUGGCUGGGAAGUUGAGCUGCUCUCAGCCGGAGUGUGGCGGUGCUAGUACUGCCGGUGCGAACGCCGAUAGUUAUGAUGAUCACCGGUUGCUGUGUAGCCGACAGGAACAAGUCCGUCGGCUAGGGCGAUAUUUUAAAGCAGCGGGAGACUUUGGAAUUAUCGUUGGUACGAUCGUGGCAGCGUUUGUUUUGACAUGUGCUGCGGGUUCGAACCGCAUUGGAUGCUACUACAUAUCGAGUCUCGCUCCGUCCGUUCCGAAUGCAGCGCUUACCGGUACAGUGAACGGGACGACACCAACUAUUAAUGGGUCUCACAACGACCAACCAAUAGAUGGGGGAUUACCUCUGUACAGGGACAUGCUUAUGUCACUACCGGAAGCUACGGAAGCUACGGUAGCCGACAUAACGACGACUGACGGUACAAGGCCUGCCAAAGCUACAACUUCCAAGGUUGUUACUCCUUCGAUGCCAACGUUACGUGAAACGAUGUACUUCCUGUACAACAUCCGACUACCAGAACCAACUGGGAAUGGUGAGGAGGGAUCGCAUCCUACCAGCACGUCCAGUGGUCCAACCGGUGGUAGUUCCGAGGAGCUACGUGAUGCAGCAGGCCCGUACAUGGAUCGGUUUCCGUACAGCAUGUUCCAGACGAACGACUACGGUGAGCGUAUCUGUGGAUCACAUCUUUGCCCGGUUUGGGACAAAAACGUCCCGGUCAAUAGUAGCGCGCUGGAAAAUCAGCUCAAACUGCAGGGCUAUACGGGUGCCACGCCAUUGAUGUGCGUCUAUCUGGUGUUUGGUGUGCUAGCAUUUACUGUUACCGCUUUCACGACGGACAUUGAGUUUAACGUCAAGUUUGACUCUAUAAGAAGGAUGUCUGACACGUUGCUGUUUGCCGGACCGCUCGCUUACUUUGUGGGCACCGAACAGGCAUACAUGAUGGCGGACUUUAUGAAGGCUUUUGUGGCAUGCGAACUGGGGCCGAACAGUGUGGCAGGUGUUCUGGUCGGAAUGGGUGUAAUGCAACUGAUCGCUGCCUGCACCCUUAGUAUGCUUCUGAAACACACUAAACGUGUCGUAGUUAUUGUGGCUGGCUUUAUGUUCCAUGCUUGUCUACUGCUUGUUCUCCUGCGCUGGAAACCUUCCAGGGAUGACAGUGCCGUACUGUACGUCAUACCGGCCGCCUGGGGUGUGUGUAACGCAGUCUGGGAAACGCUCCUUUUUGCUUUAACGACGCUCACACACCCUAACAAGUUCGCCGAAGUGACAUCACCCCUGCAAGCACUGCGAUUCCUCGGCCUAGCCGUCACGUUUGCUGGCCAUGGUGUAUUGUGUGAGGCACCGAAAAUUAUCAUCCUAGCCAUACUGCUGGUCAUCUCCGUCAUACCGUACACGAUGCUGGAACUGAAGCUGGAAAAUCAACGGAAAGCACUAAAGCUUAGCUUGUGACGAUUGUGUGCGCACGAAUACUAAUGUUCGGUGAAGCAGAAGCACUACUGAAGCAUCCCCA
Molecule: messenger RNA, 2391 nt
Organism: Anopheles maculipalpis
Lineage: Eukaryota; Metazoa; Arthropoda; Insecta; Diptera; Culicidae
Exons: 5
Coding region: 6-2330 (774 amino acids)
Biological process (GO): regulation of muscle contraction; regulation of potassium ion transport
Cellular component (GO): striated muscle dense body; plasma membrane
Molecular function (GO): potassium channel regulator activity
Source: RefSeq, a predicted model, not a curated record